This is a messenger RNA of Diorhabda carinulata, 1592 nucleotides long. RefSeq names its product synaptotagmin-11. Gene Ontology annotation, biological process: regulation of calcium ion-dependent exocytosis; cellular response to calcium ion; vesicle fusion. Bases 154 to 1497 code for a protein of 447 amino acids. The transcript is spliced from 8 exons. The record is from RefSeq and is a predicted model, not a curated record. NCBI's taxonomy places the organism in Eukaryota, Metazoa, Arthropoda, Insecta, Coleoptera, Chrysomelidae. Gene Ontology annotation, molecular function: clathrin binding; calcium-dependent phospholipid binding; SNARE binding. Gene Ontology annotation, cellular component: axon; synapse; membrane.
AACACAUAGUAUUGAUCAUCCCUUACGUCUAUGACUAAGUGGAAAUUCUUACCGGAGGUUUCCUCGGUGGAAAAAUCGUUGACAUAAACGCGAUAACAUUUUGUUUCUCCGGUGCUCUUAUUAAUAAUCGGGAUAAGUGCUACCAUUUCGAUCAUGGCCGAAGAGGGCCCCAAAAUGAAACACGUCCAGGGCGUCGGCUAUACAACAAUUAUCGGACUAUGUCUUGGCGGUCUCAUUUUUGGUUUGCUGAUGCUGGCAGUAACUUGGUAUUGCUACAAGAGGAAAGUCCUGAACUCUCAUAAACGACAUGGACCUGAUCAACCGUUAGCUUUCCACACUCACAAACGACCGACAGCAGUUAAGAGUCCCGCGGGUUCUACGGGUGGAACUCAUUAUCUGAAGAAGAGUCCCAGUCCGACUGGUCCUUCUAAAACACCACCAGGGAUGUCUACACCUCAUACUCCAAGUCCUACUGGAAGCGUAGUUGGACCUUUGGAGAGUGGAGUAAUUAAUAAUCAGAUCGAUAUGAAACCCGUACAUGAACCGAUUGCUAAAGCCGAAGUCUCGGCGAUUUACAAUACGGAAAACGAGAAAAAUACGUUACCUACUAAGGAAGAAAUCGAGGUUAACGAAAAGAAUUUACAACAGAACGCUUCUUAUUUAGGACAACUUGUUUUCAAACUCAGAUAUAAAAACGACAAGAACGCUUUGAUAGUCUCGGUAGUAAGAUGUCGAGAUUUGCCGGCUAAAGAUAGCAGUUUGGGAUCGAGCGACCCAUACGUAAAAUUACAACUUCUGCCCGAUAAGCAACAUAAAGUGAAAACUCGCGUACUGAGAAACACCAGAAAUCCCGUUUACGACGAAGAUUUCACUUUUUACGGCAUAGCUUUCAAUCAACUCCAAAAUAUAACUUUGCAUUUCGUCAUCCUCAGUUUCGACAGGUACAGUCGGGAUGACAUAAUAGGUGAAGUUUUUUGCGCUUUAAAUUCCGUCGAUACAGCACAAAUCGAAACCCAACAGAUGGCGGUAUGUCGGGAAAUUCAACCGAGAAGUUUGAAGAUUCGAUCGCAAGGUAGGGGGGAUAUUUUGGUGUCUUUAUGUUGGCAACCGGCUGCGAACAGAUUGACAGUUGUCGUACUGAAGGCGCGUAAUUUACCCAAAAUGGACGUCACCGGACUCGCGGAUCCGUACGUGAAAAUUUAUCUUCUUUUUAAUGGUCAACGCAUUGCCAAAAAGAAGACCCACGUCAAAAAAAGAACUCUUAGUCCGGUAUUCAAUGAAAGUUUCGUAUUCGAUAUACCCCAAGCUGGAGAAGGUUUAGAAGGGGUUAAUUUAGAAUUCUUACUGUUAGAUUGGGAUCGAGUUACUAAAAAUGAGGUUAUAGGAAGGUUGGAUUUGGGCGGUCCGAAAUGUACAGGGUCGGCUUUACAUCAUUGGAACGAAGUCUGUAAUUCUCCAAGACGCCAAAUAGCCGAAUGGCAUAAACUAAGAGAGUAAAACCAUCACCGUUUAUAUUUAAUAUUGUAUGUUUAAAUAUUUAUCUACAAUUUCGUUCGAAUCAACUUUGUAAAUGAACGGAUUCAUUUCUUAAA